AUGAACGGGAAACGGCCGGCGGAUCCCGGCCCAGCACGGCCAAUGAAGAAGGGAAAGAAGCAGGUAGCGGCAGAGUUUUCGGACGCUGUCACUGAGGAAAUCCUGAGGAAGCAGGUGGCUGAGGCCUGGAGCUCCCGGACGCCGUUCAGCCACGAAGCUAUUGCCCUGGACAUGGAUCCUUUUCUUCACUGCGUGAUCCCAAACUUCAUCCAAGGCCAAGACUUCCUGGAAGGACUUCAGAAAGAACUUCUGAGCCUGGACUUCCAUGAAAAGUACAAUGAUUUAUAUAAGUUCCAGCAGUCUGAUGAUUUGAAGAAGAGGAAAGAGCCUCAUAUCUCAGCUUUAAGGAAACUCAUGUUUGAAGAUUUUCGGGCCUGGCUCUCUAAGGUUUCCGGCAUUGACCUAGAACCAACCAUUGACAUGUCCUGUGCUAAGUACGAGUUCACUGAUGCUCUGCUCUGCCAUGAUGACGAACUGGAGGGGCGCCGGAUCGCCUUCAUUCUGUACCUGGUUCCUUCUUGGGACAGGGACUUGGGAGGCACCCUGGACCUUUAUGACACGGAUGAACACUUGCAGCCAAAGCAGAUUGUCAAGUCUCUUAUCCCUUCCUGGAACAAACUGGUUUUCUUUGAAGUAUCUCCAGUAUCCUUUCACCAGGUGUCUGAAGUCCUGUCUGAAGAAACAUCACGUCUGUCUAUAAGUGGCUGGUUUCAUGGUCCUUCGUUAACCAGGCCUCCUACUUACCUUGAGCCCCCAAUCCCUCGAAACCCUCACAUCCCACAAGAUCAUGAAAUUUUAUAUGAGUGGAUCAACCCUGCUUACCUGGAAAUAGAAUAUCAGAUGCAAAUUCAAGAAGAAUUUGAGGAAAGGUCUGAAAUUCUCCUAAAGGAGUUUCUUAAGCCUGAGAAAUUUGCAAAGGUCUGUGAAGCCUUGGAGAAAGGAGAUGUGGAAUGGAAAAGCCACGGACCCCCAAACAAAAGAUUUUAUGAGAAAGCAGAAGAAGCUCAUCUCCCUGAUAUCCUGAAGGAGUGCAUGGACCUGCUUCGCUCAGAGGCACUUUUCCUGCUGCUGUCCAACUUCACUGGCCUGAAGCUUCACUUCUUGGCCCCUUCAGAAGACGAUGGGACUGAGGAGAAAGGAGAGGGGGAGACAGCCAGUGCUGCUGCUGACACUGAAGAAGGGACCAGCCAGAGCCCCUCAGGGCCAGAGAAUAAUCAGGCAGCUGCUGGCAGCCACAGUCAAGAGAAUGGUGAACAGGCAGACCCGGAACCACAAGAAGACAAAGAAAAGAAAGAAUCAAGCAUUCCCAUGUGCCAGGGGGAGCUGAGGCGUUGGAAGACUGGUCACUACACAUUAAUCCAUGACAACAGCAAGACUGAGUUUGCCCUGGACCUGUUUCUGUACUGUGGCUGUGAAGGUUGGGAGCCGGAAUAUGGUGGCUUUACCUCCUACAUUGCUAAAGGUGAAGAUGAAGAGUUGCUCAUAGUGAAUCCAGAAAACAAUUCCUUGGCGUUGGUCUACAGAGACAGAGAAACUCUGAGAUUUGUGAAGCACAUUAACCACCGAAGCCUGGAGCAAAGGAAAAACUUCCCAAACAGAAGCGGUUUCUGGGACUUUGCCUUCGUCUAUUACGAGUAACAAGAUUGGGCAAAGCCAGCUAGCAUUCACUCCAGUGCAGGGGACAUGGAGUCUUGGUGGAGUGAAGGAAAGCAUGGCAUGCUGGGUAACAGGCUGUCCUUGCUGGCUGUGCUGGUACACACCUGUAAUGCCAGCCUCAGGAGGUAGAGGAAGGGGACCUUCAGUCCCAAGGUCAGUGUGACUUACACAGUGAGACCCUGUCCCAAAACAAAACAAAUCUUGGUCAUCCUUUCAUAAAAUUCAUGAUUGUCCUCAAUCUAGACAUCAUGCUAGAGCUAUGUACUUAUCCCUCAGUUUUUAAAAAAUGUUUUCCCCUUUUGAGUUCUUUUGGUUCUAUAGUAACUGCCUUGGCAACUUUCUAACUUUGGUGAUUUUUUUUAAAAUUUAUGGCGUAUAUACAAAAUUUAGCAGAGUAACAUUUUUUUUGGAUUGCGGUUUUGUUUUGUUUCUUUCGACAGGGUUUUACUAUGUAGCCCAGGCUAGCUCUGAAGUACUGAUUCUUCCACCUCAGCCUCCUAAAUGCUGGAAUUGCAGGCAUGAGCCACUGCACCUACCAAUUCCUGCAUGCAUAGUCUGUGGAACUGAGCACAUAGAAGUGCUCCCAAGCACCCAUCACUGCCAUCUGGAAAACAUCCGUAUCCCAUAGAGAAUGGGAAUGGUUUUCUGUCUUCCCAAAGGGAAAUGCUGCUGCCCUUCUCUGUUGACUGUUUGCCUCACAAGUGAACCGAACAGUAUGUCUUGCUUCCUAAUUGGCUUGUUUCAUUUAGCACAGAGUCCUCAGGGUCUAUCAGCAUUUCCAGUGUUUUUCUUUUUCACUCCUAAGUGGUUGUAGAAACAUGUGUAACCCUCUUCAUGCUGAGCCUAUGAACUGUGACAUAGUCGGAGUCAUUACUCUGCUCCCACUGUGGGCUGAGCUCGACCCUGACUCUCAGACAGGGUAUACUCAGCUAGGUAGUCUUGCUCUCUUGGAAAAGGUCUGACUGAAAUUAACAUAGCCCCAGGAAUUCCAUAGCUGCUUACUGCCCUAUGUAUUUCCUCUCGUGUCUACUGCCUUCUAAACCAGGAACCAUGGCUUCUCUGAGUCUAGCCUCUCAGAGACUGUGCGAUCCUAAAUGCUGGAGGGCCAGGUGUGGAACUUGUUGCCUUUUCCUUCCUUUUGAAAGACCCCAUGCUAAAAGGAGGAUAAGAAGGCCUCCUUUUGCUUCUGUUCUUUUCUGUGAACUGCUCCAUGGGGCUGUGGCAUAGCUCUUCCCAUUGUAGGGGUGUGCAUGAUGGCUGAGAGAUGUCCUCACACCACCCCAAACGGCCUCCAUUUGCUGCUUUCUUGUUUUCUGACUAUCCUUGCGGGUUUCAGUAACGUCCUUAUGGACUUUACUUAGUAGUAGGAAAAGCACUGGACCUUCAAGUGUCUUACUCACGACUCUCUGGCAUCCUAAAAGUCCAUUCAAAUGCAUUGUCUUUUAGAUUGAUGGCUUUCAAUUUGUUUUAUUUACCCCAGUCAGCAAAACACGUUUAACAUUCAUAACCUAAUGGAUACUUACAAGUUUUAUAUGUUGUAGUAUUAAUCAUAAAACAAAGUAAUUUUAAAUAAUGACAUGAGAAUAUCCAGACCUAAACUGAGGGGGCCAUACUUUAAUCCCAGAUUUUGGAAGGUAGAGGCAAGAGGAUCAAGAGUUCAAGACUACCCUCCAUCACACAGCAAAUUCAAGGCCAGCCUGGGCAACAGUACACCUUGUCUCAAAAACAAAGAUCGAGCCAGGAGUGGGAGGCAUGCAUCUUUAUCCCAGCACUCAGGAAGCAGAAGAGGCAGACAGAUCUGUGAAUUUAAGGCCAGCCUGGUCUACAAAAAGGUACUAUAGGACAGCCAGAGCUACUCAGUGAAACCCUGAUUCAAAAAAUCAAAGAUAAAAGAAGACUAUCCAGACCUAGUUUUAGAGUUGUCUUCCCUCGCCAGGCAGUGAUGGACUGUUGCCCGUGCAUACUGUUGUAGACGCCAUAGCACUUUAAACAGAGUAGUGCUCAAGUAGGACUCCACAUACUUUGUUGCUAAUGAUUAAUUUUGCAACUUCCCUUUUCUGAACUGCUGCAGACUAAAGGCAGACCUGCUCUCCCCCCAGUCGAAGUGCCUGAAUGGGAAGUACCCUGAAGGGUUCUUCUGUCUUCACAGCGCCUCCUGGUCUGCAAGAACGAUAGAACCUGCAGGUUGCUUUUCUGCUCUGAUGAGCAGCUGCUUUUUUCAGUUUGCCAUGUGCCACGUUAUUGAUGUGUCGGUGAGAUGAAUGGUGUAUGACAGUGGGCCCGUAAGUCUACAGUGGAGCCGAAAGAUUCCUGUACUCCAGAUCACUCAGAGUCACACGGUGAGCCUAGUGAGAAUAGGCCACCUGUGCUGCCGCUGCAUGAGAGUACAGCCCAGGCAGCUGUGCACACUACUGUCACUAGCAGGCCACCACUUUCUGUGCUUGCUCACAUUACCUGCUCAGAGUGCACUGCUGUUGAGGCGGUAACUCCCAUGUGCUUCAGGCAGAUCCUUCACACGGUAUUCAGAGGAAGGCAUAGCUCCGGGGCCAGUUCUUCUGCACGUGUUGCUGCCCCGAAGACCACAGGGGAAGAACGCACAGGUAGAAGGCAGUGAUGAUGAUGACAAUCAUAAGUGUGUGGGCCUGUGUGCAUGUAUGUGUGCGAGUGACUUAGUAUUUUAACAGAAAAUUCAGAAAGUUUAAAAAAAUGAAAAUAUUUUUGUACAGCUAUACAAUGAAAAGUUAUAAGUCAAAGUUCUAAAAGUUAAAGUUUAAAAUAAAGUUCUAUUACGUAAGCUAAGGCUGUUGAAGAUAGAGUAUUUUUAACAUGUCGUCCAAGUUGGAAGGCAGAAAGCUGCUGCUUUGUCUGUUCAACCUUGCCUAAGCUUGCUAUUGUUUCAUUCUUGAUCCUGAUUGGUUGCUGUUUUGGGCAUAGGGCAAGAGUCAAAUGUGGGCUCUCAGUACCUCUUCUUGGUAAAAGCUAUGCUAUUUUCUGUGUGACCAAUGGCAUGUCUCUCUUAAUGCACAUCUAAUUCUUUGUUUUCUUAUUUAUUGGUGUUUUUGAAAUGGGUCUCUGUAUACCCUAGCUCUGCCACUGCUAAGAUUACAGAGUACCACUGUGUCCAGCUGUGAACUUCCAGGUCUUGUAACUCCUUUUCCGAAAGGUGUUAUUCCUUCCAAAGAUAACAGCUUUAUAUCUCUUCAAACUAUAUAAGUAAUGCAUGUUCAUUGUUGAGAAUUUAAAACUGUGGAAAAACACAAAAGUCAGUUGAAAUCCCUGUGACAGCCCUGUGUUAGUGUGAGCGUUAUCUUUGCGGCCACCCUGCACUGUAUUAGGAAGCAUGAGUCUUCUGUGUUCUCUCUUUCUUCCCUUUCUCCUGUUGGGUAAAUACAAGGUUGUAGGGCAGUUUGUCAGGCGGGGCUUGGAAGGAGCCACUAAGGCUGCCACUGCAUACAAGAAUGAAAAUGGUUCCCUCAGUGGGUCCUUAAGCGUGUACCUUUCAGGUUUCUUACAAAUGAAAAUGAGCAGCCCGGGAUGCAUUUGGAGAUCUGUAUCCAGCUAAUGCUACCCCAGCUGAUAGACUGCCUUUAAAUUUGUUUUUCCUUAAUAUAAAUGUUUACACAUACAUUUGAAUGAUUAAAAAAUGGAUAUCUGUAUUUUUGGUUUUCCCCACAAAAUAAAAGUGUUUGUGCAUU
This is a messenger RNA of Grammomys surdaster, 5351 nucleotides long. It is a transcript of the gene Ogfod1, whose product is annotated as 2-oxoglutarate and iron dependent oxygenase domain containing 1. Gene Ontology annotation, biological process: regulation of translational termination; peptidyl-proline hydroxylation. Gene Ontology annotation, cellular component: cytoplasm. NCBI's taxonomy places the organism in Eukaryota, Metazoa, Chordata, Mammalia, Rodentia, Muridae. Bases 1 to 1638 code for a protein of 545 amino acids. The transcript has 13 exons. Gene Ontology annotation, molecular function: iron ion binding; peptidyl-proline dioxygenase activity; L-ascorbic acid binding. The record is from RefSeq and is a predicted model, not a curated record.